This is a messenger RNA of Phycomyces blakesleeanus NRRL 1555(-), 2448 nucleotides long. Its product is annotated as glycoside hydrolase family 3 protein. The transcript has 2 exons. Gene Ontology annotation, biological process: peptidoglycan turnover; carbohydrate metabolic process. Gene Ontology annotation, molecular function: hydrolase activity, hydrolyzing O-glycosyl compounds; acyltransferase activity, transferring groups other than amino-acyl groups. The annotation marks the transcript as partial. Lineage: Eukaryota; Fungi; Mucoromycota; Mucoromycetes; Mucorales; Phycomycetaceae. The record is from RefSeq and is a predicted model, not a curated record.
UUAAGAUCUGCAGUUGGACAGUUACUCAUCUGUGGAUUCGAUGGACUGACUCCGACAAAAGGAAUCCUCAAUCUGAUUCAACAUCACAAUCUCGGCGCAAUCAUUCUGUUUUCGCGAAAUAUUGGGACGCCUCAUCAAGUACAAGAACUUACACGUAACAUGGCUCUUGGUGCGAUCAACAAUUUAGAAGCAGCCCAGGCCGUGGCUGGCAUGGUAGCCGACGAACUUCUGGCCUUGGGAAUCAAUUGGAACCUAGCGCCUGUUUUGGACGUCAAUAACAACCCACUGAAUCCUGUGAUCGGUGUACGGUCUUAUGGCGAAGACUCGGAGCUCGUAGGCCGACUUGGCAUGGCACAAAUUGAAGCACACCAGCGCCACGGUGUAGCCACCAGCGCUAAACAUUUUCCCGGCCAUGGUGAUACAGACACUGACUCCCACACAGGAGUGCCGGUGAUUAAUAAGACCCUCAGGGAUCUCGAACAACUCGAACUCAAGCCAUUUCGCAAGGUCAUCGAGCCCAAAUCAAAAGGAGGGGGAGUAGAAAACGAUUAUCAGCGACCGGCCUCAAUUAUGGUUGCUCAUAUGUCUUUACCUAAACUUGUCAAGCAGCCAAACCAGGUCUCAAGUCUAUCCCCAGAGAUUGUGGGCGGCUUGCUGCGGACACAGCUUGGAUACGAUGGAGUGAUCAUCACAGAUUGUCUGGAGAUGGAAGCCGUCAAGGAAACAAUUGGAGUUCCAAAGGGUGCGCUUAUGGCACUCCAGGCCGGAAAUGACAUGGCCAUGAUCUCUCACACACUUUUGUAUCAGGAGCAAGCGUUUGAGACCCUUUACGGUGCCCUUGAAUCAAAGGAUCUUGAUCCCAAGCUACUAAAGGCAUCUAUCGACCGAGUCGCGAGUUUGAAGGACAAGUACCUGUCUUGGCCCAAAGUACUCGAGAAGCGUUCUAUUGAUGUGGUUGGCUCACCAAAGCAUGUUGCACUAAGCAACAGAUUGUACGACAAAGUCCCGACUGUGGUGCGCAAUAACCGUAAUACCAUUCCACUUCAAGCCAACCAUGUUUAUAAGAAAAUCCUCUUUUUGGGUGCUCAGGUACCAGUGACCCUAGCAAUCGACUCGGAGGAGGAACCAUUCAAGGCAUUUGAAGAGUCUCUAAAGAAGCGGUUUCCGGAUGCAGAGUGUAUCCUGUUUGACGAAUCAACUCCUCCUGAUCUGCCAGACAAGAUUAAACAAGCUGAUCUGGUGAUUGUUGGGACUGGAAAUGCAAAUCUCUAUCCGUUCCAGGCCAAGGUGGUUCGGCUGGCCUACAUAUUCUCCAAACGACUUGUGGUAGUUGCAGCAAUGAAUCCAUAUGAUCUGACUGUCUUUCCAGAUAUCGAUACGUAUGUGGUUACAUUUGAAUACAAUCCGCCCGCACUUGAGGCAGCUGUCAAGUUGCUGGUUGGCGAAAUCCAAACCACAAACACAAUGCCGGUUACCCUUCCUAGCCCCCAAUUUGAUGUGAGCCCCUAUAUAAAAAGUGAUCAUCUUGGGGUUAUUUGGGAGAUGUGGAAUGCCAAUUUUGCAGCUCUGCCGCUUUCCUGUGCAAUGUUUGAGCACGUCCUGGAUCGCAUGUCCGAUCCGGCUCAUUUUGUUUGCCAGGAUGGCACGACAAAACAGAUCGUUGGCUUUGUGGCAACCCAAUACAUUCGAGCAACGAAUGAUGGCCAGUUGGGAUUGCUGAUGGUGUUACCACCGUACAAGUCGCGGGGUAUCGGUAGUCGUCUUCACGACCGUGCCUUGGCAACACUUUCGCAGCAAGGAGCGACGCAUUUUCGCCUUGGAUCGACAUAUCCUCGGUUUUUCCCUGGCGUUCCUGAGGAGGAGGAUGUGGACGGGCCAAAAAGCCGGAAGUUUUUCGGGCACCGCGGAUGGAAGCUUAGACAUAUCGUGUGGGAUCUUAUGAUGGAUGGGCUUGAGACUUACGAGACCCCAAAAGCGAUUAAGGAGCGCAUGGCUUCUGAAGACAUUUGGUUUGGGCGCAUCCUGCCAGAUCAGCUAGAGGCCCUGAUUGGGUUUCAGGAGAAGUACUUUCCAUUCUGGGUGUCGACUUACCAGCACCAUGCUUACCUGGGCGACUUCCAGGAUUUGAUUGUUGGGCGGCAGAAGGAUAGCCAAGGGCCUAUCAUAGCUUCUCUGGUGCUGAAUACGACAAAUGUGUCUCACCCGCUGCGGUCUGAUCUGAUCUGGACGGAUGACAGUCUGUUUGGAGCCCGAAGUGGAGGAAUGGCGUGUGUUGGAGUGGCCAAAGAGGCUCGUGGCCGUGGAAUUGGGUUGGGGAUUGUUGCUUAUGCAAAUGAGGUCCUGAAGGCGCGCGGAGUCAAGAGAUCUUUUGUGGACUGGGUUGAGGCUGUUGAUUUCUAUCGUCGUACUGGAUACCAAACAUGGCGAGCCCAUCGUAUCGGUGCACUU